Molecule: messenger RNA, 1674 nt
Organism: Spirodela intermedia
Lineage: Eukaryota; Viridiplantae; Streptophyta; Magnoliopsida; Alismatales; Araceae
Source: the annotation of a GenBank genome assembly
AUGAGCGACUCGUAUUGGGGGCGGUAUCUGACCUGCGCCGUCUUUCAGAUCAUCUUCAUCCUGGUACUAUUUCUCACCUCUGGCUCUUGGGAACGUUGACUUGGGUGGUCGUGAUCUGUGAGUUCUCUAUGUUGAACUGACAGGGGCUGGUGCUCUUGUCUCUGUCGUCGUGGUUCAUUCUGGUCAACCCAGCCGACUGCGGAGACGGGAAGCUGGAGUGUCAACCCGCGACGGUCUUCGGAACUUCGCUCUUCUACAUGUCGAUCUAUCUGAUCGCCUUCGGAAAUGGAGGUUACCAGCCGGCCAUCGCCACGUUUGGACCGGACCAAUUCGACGAUAAUGAUCCCGUCGAGGAGCACUCCAAAGUCAUCUUCUUCACCUACUUCUACUUCGCCCUAAACGGGGGCUCCUUGCUGUCCAACACCAUUCUCGCUUACUACGAGGACGAGGGAAAGUGGACGACGGGAUUCUGGGCAGCGGCGGGUUCCGCCAUCGCCGCCCUGCUGCUCUUCUACUCGGGGCGGCGGCGGUACAGGCACUUCAAGCCCUGCGGCAACCCCCUGAACCGUAUCUCUCAGGUGUUCGUCGCCGCCGCGAGGAAGUGGGACGUCGUGCCUCCCCGCGAGGGGGCGGAGCUGUACGAGCUCGAAGGGAAGCAGUCUGCCAUCGCAGGGAGCAGGAAGAUCCUCCACAGCCAAGAUUUCAGGUGACGAUUACCUGCUGAACCUGUAAAAUAGAGCGACCGGGCGAGAGAGAGAGACAGAGAGACAGAGACAGAGACAGAGAGCUUGGACUUGGCCAUCGCCGUCUGAUGGAGUAUUUUCAUUUUUCAGGUUCUUGGACAAGGCGGCGACGUUGACCCCCGAGGACUGCCAGGGGAGCGGAGUGGGGGAGAAUCGAUGGAGGCUCUGCACGAUCACCCAGGUGGAAGAAGUGAAAUGCGUGCUCAAGCUCCUCCCCAUCUGGGUCUGCACCAUCAUGUACUCGGUGGUGUUCACCCAGAUGGCCUCCCUCUUCGUGGAGCAGGGGGACAGGAUGAACACGAUGGUGGGGCACUUCCACGUCCCCCCAUCGAGCAUGUCCGUCUUCGAUAUACUCAGCGUGCUAGUGCUCAUCGUCCUCUACGAGCGCGUCCUUGUGCCGGCGAUGGGUCGGGGGCUGACGGACCUCCAGCGCAUCGGCGUGGGGCUGCUGCUGGCGGCGCUGUCCAUGGUGGUGGCGGGGCUAGUGGAGCUGGCGCGGCUGGGGAGGGUGGCGGCGCCGGACCUGCCGAGCUCCCUCACCAUAUUCUGGCAGGUCCCACAGUACGCGCUGAUCGGCGCCUCCGAGGCCUUCGUCUACGUCGGUCAGCUGGAGUUCUUCAACGGGCAGGCCCCCGAUGGUCUCAAGAGCCUGGGGAGUUCCCUCUGCAUGGCCUCCAUCUCCUUCGGGAACUACUUCAGCAGCAUGCUGGUCACCGUCGUCGCCGACCUCACCGCCGGCGAGACGAGCCCCGGCUGGAUCCCCAGGAACCUGAACCUCGGCCACCUCGACAGGUUCUUCUUCCUCCUGGCCCUCCUCACCGCCGCCGACUUCCUCGUCUACCUCUUCUGUGCUACCUGGUACAAGCGCAUCAGAGUGGAGAGAAGCGUGUGGGGGGAGAGGAGAGCCGAAGACCUGCUCGAAGAGGCCUGA